Camponotus floridanus (Florida carpenter ant) is the source of this 2252-nucleotide messenger RNA. RefSeq lists its product as uncharacterized. Lineage: Eukaryota; Metazoa; Arthropoda; Insecta; Hymenoptera; Formicidae. The transcript has 8 exons. The record is from RefSeq and is a predicted model, not a curated record. The coding region runs from base 197 to 1534 and encodes 445 amino acids.
UCAUCCCACUCGUUAAUUAUCAUUCGCAUAUACACGUCGUACCUGCGCGCAUCGCGCAUGCGCCGCGCUGCCGGUUGCAGUCACCAAGACGUCAAAAAUUCCGCGCCGCGUCGCAGUACGAAUUCCGCCGUCCUAGUGUGCACGUCGGUGUGUUUCAUCUCGUAUAAUCGGACAACUUUACCACUAAAAGAGCGACAUGGCAGUCUCGCUUUCCACCGAGGACAAGUUGGAGUACCAUUUCUAUCCCGUGACAGCUGGGCAGAUCCAGUUCCGGGUGAAGGCGCCCAACGAUGCUCACAUCGCUCUUACCACGGGCCCCCAGGAGGGAGAUCCGAUGUACGAGGUUUUUAUCGGAGGAUGGAGCAACACCAAGUCGGUCCUGCGCAAAAAUAGAACCAAGCCUGAUUUGUUGGAGGUAGAAACACCUGGCAUCCUCAACGCUGACGAUUAUCGCGGUUUUUGGAUCAGAUGGAACGACGGGACACUUACGGUGGGCAAGGAAGGCGAUUCGGAUCCGUUUCUGAGCUACACCGAUUCAGAACCAUUCGGGAUCGGUUAUUUCGGCGUUUGCACCGGCUGGGGUGCCACCGGUGACUGGCUGAUCGAAGGUCGCAAACCCUUGAACACCCCUAACAAGCUAGAGUACAAGUUCCAUGCCGUGCGAAGCGGCUCGGUCCUGAUCGACGUGAAAGCCAAGAGCAAUGGACAUAUCGCGCUGACCGACCGGAAGGGCGAGUCGAGUCCCAUGUACGAGAUCAUGCUUGGCGGGUGGGAAAACAAGGCGUCGGUUAUUAGAUAUGAUCGCAAACAGCCUGACAAGGUGCGCGUGGACACGCCGAAUCUGCUCAGCGAGCGUGAGUACAAGAGGUUCUCGAUUACGUGGCUCGAGGGCCUCGUCACGGUCAGAUCGGGCGGUCAGAGCGGUGCCAUCCUCAUGGAAUGGCGGGACCCGAAUCCCAUCGGCGUGAGCUACGUGGGGGUGCGCACCGGUUGGGGCGCGACCGGAGACUGGAAACUCCGUUUCGAACAAUAUCCCGCAGUUACCGGUCAAAAGAAACAUCCUAGUACGACGCCGUCUGCACCGUUAGAAGUCCGUGGACUCGACGUGGGAAGCACGUGCUGGUGCGACGCGUCCGGUGGAAUGGUACCACCUGACGCGGUCGAGGGUGGAAACGACGACGGACCCUUGUUCGUCGGUAGGGCUCAUCACGAGGGUGCUCUCAUUCCCGGUAAAGUGAAGCCCAGCCAUUCCGUCUGCUACGUCGCUUGGGGCGGCGAGGAGCAUGGAAAGACUGAUUACCAAGUCCUUUGCGGCUGCAAUCCCACGUGGGUGGCAGUGAGCGGCGGUGAUAUCCCGCCGAACGCAAUUCCGGGUGGCGAGACUGAGGAUGGCGAGCCGUUGUUCGUCGGUCGCGUGCACCAUGAGGGCACUCUGACCAUCGGCAAGGUGCAACCCUCCCACAGCGUGUGUUACAUACCUUUUGCCGGCACCGAGGUUGCUUUCCCCGAGUACGAGAUCAUGGUCAAGCAGUAAUCGUCAAGGGAAGCUUUCUGAUCACGAACGAGAAUUUGAUGGGAAUCGUCGACUUAUCAGCAGUUCUGCGGAGAGGAGACAACUUCGAAGGAGAUGGCGAUCUUAUAUUAUAAUUAUGUUACAAAGUUCAAUGAAAAAAAAAAGAAAAUGCCAAUAGACAGAAUCAAUAAUUUGAUUACACGAAGAUAGAUCUGUUUCUGAUCUGACAUUUUUUUUUUAAAUAAAGAUCUAUGUAUUUAUUGAAAAAUAUGGAGAAGGAAUCUCAAGUGUGCAAACUAGUCUAGUUUAUACUGUAAGUCGACAAUAUUUACGCGAAGGCUGCUGUAGAACUGACCGAUAAGCCGGCGAUAUGCGCUGAAUACAGUCUAUCGUCUACGCAAGCGUCUGCUUUUCGCACAGAAUAUAAUUGCGGUCGCACGCUAUAGGAAGAGAGCAAAUUAAACGAUAAUACAUGUAUAGCUCGACUAUAAAUGUGUAUGUUUACGCUAUAUGUACUCUUGAUCGCUGCGCACCGGGUAUACCGUCCGGGUAAACUGUUAUUUUGUCGUCUCCAUCGUGAGGUGACAAAUCAUAAAUAUAUAUAUAUUUUUCAUGAGACAGCUAUCGUUUUUUCUAACGCACAAUAUAUAUAUAUAUACUUCAAGCUUCUCGUCAAAAAGUAUAUUUUCGGAGAUUCUGUAUUGCUAUAUAACAGAGAUUAAAUGUACGUCGACAAACA